Gossypium arboreum is the source of this 2028-nucleotide messenger RNA. RefSeq names its product protein FANTASTIC FOUR 1-like. NCBI's taxonomy places the organism in Eukaryota, Viridiplantae, Streptophyta, Magnoliopsida, Malvales, Malvaceae. The coding region runs from base 723 to 1922 and encodes 399 amino acids. The record is from RefSeq and is a predicted model, not a curated record. The transcript has a single exon.
UUAUAAUACCGCAAUCAGCUAUUGAAUAGCAAAGAAUUAGAUGGUUUUGGUAUACUUUCACUUGAAUGCAAAACCAAGUUUGUUUAACCAAAAAAUGGAAAGGCAAAAAGCUAAAGACAAAACCUGAAGCAAUGGCCAAAACAGUUAAAAGAAGAAAUCCAGCCUUUUUAACCAUGGUUGUUUCUUUUUAAUAACCCACACCUCCAAAUUAACUUAUUUUGGUUAAAAAUAGAAAAGGAAUUUGGGUUUGGGUUAACUUUGUUAAGUGUUUUUUUAAUCUCAAAAUGGGAAAGAAGUUAAAACUUAAACCUUACUUUAUUUUUUAACAGCAAAAAAUGUCUUUUACCAAAGAAUUUCACUGCAAAAAUGUGUUAUUUCCUUUUGGUAAUGAAUGUGUGGUAAGAGUAAAAAGUUUUUAGUGGGCUUUAAAAGGUCAUCACCUCUCCUCUGUUUCUUCAACUAUAAAUCAUCCUACAACUCAUUCCCUUCUCUUUCAUAUUCAUUUUUUUGCUUACGUUUUCCUCUCCUCCAAUACCAAAUAUAUUGCUUUCUUUUUGUUGUUCAUGUAAGCUUUCUCUUUCAUUUACAUCCCCCACAUCCCUGUUUGAUCUCAGAAAACUCUCCAAAAGAAAAAAGGGUUUUUUUUCCUCACAUUUUUUUUUUCAUUUUAGCUCCUCUGUUUUUCCUCUGUUUAUUUUUUUUCUUCUGGUGGGUAAGAGAAAAUGUUCUCAAGUGUAUGUCAAGGUUUGCAAUUAUGCCUUGAGCCAAGGAUCGUUGAAUCACAUUUUUUGAGGCUGAAACUGGCUCCACCAUCGAGUUUUCAAGACUCCAUUGAAACUCCCACGCCCUGUUUCACUAACCCUUCCGAACCCGAACCCAUUUCAUACCACAAUGAUUAUGAUGACACCGACAUUAACAUUACCGACGGUAACAACAAUAGCGACAAUAUAAGCAAGCAAAAUGCUGAUAUGGGUGUGUGGAGUUUCCUUCAAUCCCUCGCCGGUCCCAAAGAUUCUACAGAGAAUAACGAAGUUUACGUGCACCCUCUCGUUAAAAGUUCAGCUUCUGCCCUAAGUAAAGAAAGCCUUGAAAUGUGCACCGAAAGCUUAGGCAGUGAGACCGGAAGCGAUAUCAGCGACGACAUUACCUUUGGGUGCUACAGUCCAUCGAAACAUAGGGAAAAUUCGGUGACGAGACGAAUGAGUUAUAGUAGGAGCUUUCCACCGCAUUUGACAUCCAUUAGCGGUUCAAAUAUGAGUUAUAAUCCGUUAAAAACAAGGGAAAAUUUGGUGAUGAAAAGGAUGAGUAGUAGCAGCAGCAGCAGCUUUCCGCCUCCUUUGACGUCCAUUAGCGGUUCGAAUGGCGUCCAAGUCACGUCUCACCGCGAAGGCGGCCGGUUAGUACUUCAAGCCGUUAAUGUCCCUUCUUGUCAAACGUACUUCCAUGUAGAACGAAGUGAGGGCAGGCUUAGGCUUUGCCUUUUGAAAGAAACAACCGCUGAUACCCCAAUUUUCGAUGACAAAGAAGAAGAAGAAGAAGAAGAAGGAGAAGAGGUAACCGAAGAAGAUGAAGUUGUUGAAGAAGGUGAAGUACUUUAUGAAGAAAAUGAUGUUGUAGAAGAAGAUGAAGUACUUUAUGGAGAAAAUGGUGUUGUACAGGAUGAAAAUGAUGUUGUAGAAGAUGAAGUACUUUGUGAAGAAAAUGAUAUUUUAGAAGAUAUAGAUUAUGAAGAAAAUGGUGCUGUAGAAGAUGAGGUUGAAGAAGAAAAGUGUUAUUGGGGAGUUGAGGACUUGGAUGAAAAGAAUGGGAAUAUUGGGGAUCAAAUUGGAAAUGGGAAAUUGGCAAGGCUAAUAAGCUGCAAAGGAAAUGGGUGUGGGCACAAAGGGUUACUUGAUUGGGAGCCAUACUUGGUGGCUACUUAAAAUAUUUCUCAACCCCAACAAAGAGAAUUACUAGCAUUGAAUGUCACUAAUUUUUUUUUCCAUUUUUCUAAUUUUUAGCUAUUAAAAAGUUUGAGAUUACCAAUAA